This is a messenger RNA of Phragmites australis (common reed), 753 nucleotides long. RefSeq lists its product as uncharacterized. The transcript is spliced from 3 exons. NCBI's taxonomy places the organism in Eukaryota, Viridiplantae, Streptophyta, Magnoliopsida, Poales, Poaceae. The record is from RefSeq and is a predicted model, not a curated record. Bases 354 to 668 code for a protein of 104 amino acids.
UUUGUCAGUUUUCAAUCAGCCAAAUGAGAACUCUAUAUCUGUAUUACUUUACUGGCAGUCCUUGUUAACCUAGUUUCAAGAAUAGGAACCUUGUUAACCUUGUCUAUCCUCUGAUCUAGGUUGUUACAAGAUGAACUUUGUUUGACGAUGCUUGUUGAUAGGUUUCAUCUUUACUAUUGUUAAUUGAUCUUGCAGCUGAGCGGUGGUAUACAUAUGGAGGAGCUUGCCCAAAUUUGACACGUCUAGCAAUCCGUAUUCUUAGUCAAACCUGCUGUGCUAGAGGAUGUGACCGGACAUUCAUUCCUUUCGAACAAAUUCAUGACGAACGACUGAAUAGUUUCGAGCGUCAACCAAUGCAUCAUCUCACUUUUGUUCAAUACAACCUUCGGCUACAGCAACGUCAACAACGCAAGGCGAAAGCAUUUGAUGCUGCCUCAGUGGACUACAUAGACAUAGUUGAUGACUGGGUAGUGGAUAGACCUGCACUGUUCCCCAGCCCAGCCGAGCAGCCAAACUGGAUGGAGAUUAAUCAACCAGUCAUCAGAAUCACGUCCAGGGAACCAAAUGAAGAAGAAUUCGAAUCCUUCAUUGAAGGAGUUGAUGACGAAAUGAUCCAAGGUGUAGCGCAGGGCAUCCAGGAAGAUGACGAUGACCCUGCUUGUGGCUGAGGCUAGCUAUAGAUGAACUAGUCGGCUAACCUGUAAGCUGAUGUUGUAUGGACAAAAUCUGGCGUUACCUGUCAUAAUUUUCCAA